AUGAAAUUAUAUGAACAAAGGCGUAAAUUGAUUGAACGUCAUGUCGAAGAAAAGUCAUCAAAUAAUUCAAGUUUUGCAAAUUCAAAGUCUCAUGAUAACAAAAAACAUGGAGAUCAAUCAUCCACCAUGAGAAUUCGUCAAACAUCAACAAAAUAUCAUCGAUUAUUCCCUCGAACUACAAUAAAUUCCAUAGUAAUCAUUAAACCAAAAUCCGUUAAAACCACAAUACGUCAUUUGCCUCCCGAAAUAAUGUUAUGCAUUUUUGAAUUAUUACCUACACGUAAUGAAAUUUAUACUUGUCUUUUCGUGUGUAAAUCUUGGAAUACUUUGGUAUUACCUGUUUUAUAUAAAUCUCCUCAAAUUUAUCAUCGAUUCUCUUCGACAACGACGACAACGACAACGGCAUUAGAUUCUUCAUUGGAUAUUAAUGAAAUUAAUGAAUUUGUUACGGAUGCUACCAUUCAAACUAUCGCACUCACUUGUCCAAAUUUACGUAGAAUAAGUUUAAAUGGGUGUACGCACAUUUCUGAUUCUUCUUUGGAUUCUCUUUCAAUACAUCAUUGUGCUUCUUCUUUAUUAUCUAUAAGUUUGAGUGGAUGUCGAAAGAUUACUGAUACCGGACUUAAAAUGUUAUCAAAGUCAUGUCAAAAAUUUACUUCUUUAAAUAUUUCUGAUUGUGGUAAGAUUACUGAUAAAGGUGUUUCAGCCAUAGCAAAAGGAUGUCCAAGAUUAAGACAAGUUCGUCUUUCGGAUUGUUCUCGUCUUACUGAUCAAUCAAUUGAAGCAUUAUUAUUCAAUUGUCCACGUCUUAGUUGGUUAGAUAUUGCACGAAUUGGUCGUAUUCAAGAUUCUACUAUUCAAUUGAUUGCUGACAUAUGUCAAGAAAAUUUAGAAUGGUUGAAUUUAGCACAUAAAUCAAUUAUAAUGCUAACAAAAAAAUGUCCAAAUCUUCAAUUACUUGAUCUCUCAUAUUUAAAUUCUAUAACUAAUAGUUCUAUUGAAUCUAUUGCCAAAAAUAGUUAUUCUCUUAUAUGUCUUACCAUAAUUGGAUGUAGAUUAAUAACUUGUGAUUCAUUAAGGUAUUUAGCACAAUUAAGGAGAAAGUCUGGACAUUUGGGAUGUAUAACAAUGGGAGAUGCUGCUGGAAUAACAGAAGAUGAUAUUGAAAGUAUCACCAAUGAACCCGAAGGUUUAUUAAGUGGAUGGCAAAAAAGUUCAGUUGAUGAGAAUAGUUUAAAAGAAAUUUUGGGUGGGAUUAGUUGGGAGGAUGCUAGUACUUGGUAG
Molecule: messenger RNA, 1284 nt
Organism: Diversispora eburnea
Lineage: Eukaryota; Fungi; Glomeromycota; Glomeromycetes; Diversisporales; Diversisporaceae
Source: the annotation of a GenBank genome assembly